Molecule: messenger RNA, 2229 nt
Organism: Anthostomella pinea
Lineage: Eukaryota; Fungi; Ascomycota; Sordariomycetes; Xylariales; Xylariaceae
Source: the annotation of a GenBank genome assembly
AUGUCUUACAUGGACGCCACCGGCUCCUCCCCAGACACGGUAGACACCGGUCACGGUAAAUCGCCGAAUGCUUCCGUGUCGGAACAAUCGGCAGCACAUCGGAAGCCUGGGAAACGGGAUCGCGUCGCUCUGGCUUGUCAAAGGUGUAAGACGCGGAAGCAGAAAUGUGAUGGCCAACGACCAGCGUGCGCUUCUUGUGCUCGGCUGUCGUUGAAGUGCGUCUACAUCGUCCCUCUGGUUCCAGCUGCUGGCGAGAAGAAGAUAUACAUCAGAGCCCUCGAGCAACGGGUCGCCGAAUUAGAGUCAUAUCUCGCCUCGCUCGGUCACAUGGGCACAGGUACCGACCAUCUUGGACGCCCGGCGCAAGCAUCAUCGUCACACCAGCACGCCAUUGCAUCCGGCAAUCAGUCGGGCCAGCCAAUAUCGCAGGGCCAACAAACCUCUGAUGACGAUGAUGACAACGAUAUUCUUGUUGCUGUCAGGGACUUGUCUCUCUCGGCCUCGGGCCAUUACGUAGGCGCUUCGUCCAAUAUCACGAUAGGCCGCGUGCUCAGCUCCGUCGUGCACAGUCAGCGGGCUGCAAACCCCUUUGUGUACGACGAACAGGUCGCACAGGGCGAUGAUGACCCAGCGCCCAAAAGCGUAUAUUCAACGAGCCAAGGAGAUGUGAUGGGGGUCCCAUUUCUAAGCCCAAGUGUAGCUACAAGACUGCUGCAGGGUUGGUUUAGGCACAUUGCCACGAGAUAUCCAGUGAUCCAUUCAGCACGGUUGAUGGAGCUUCACAACAACAGAGACAGUUUGACGGACGACUUCGGCCGCGCAAUUCUCCAUAUUAUUUAUGCCGUCAGUGGAAGAUGGCUUGAGUCGGCUGGAGAGAUGGGCCACUUUUUCAGUGACCAACACUACGAUCUCGCCUUUGCUCACAUGGACUCUAUCUUGCGGCUAAGGGAUUCUCGGGCAGUCGAUUAUCUUCUACUCAUGGCACUUUAUUGUACGAGAGCUCCGAGAGAUCCGGGCGCGUGGACGUACGUGGGAGCUGCGAUGAAAUUGUGCAUCGAACUGGGCCUACACCGCCGACCAAGAAGACCUCAACUCAGCGUCGAAGGCGAGAUGAACAAGCGCCGGUUUUGGACGGCCUACUUCUUGGACAGGGACGUUUCGAUCGCCAUCGGACGUCCCCCAUGUAUAUCAGAUCAUGAUAUUGACGCAGAGCUUCCAUUUGACAUCAACGAGGACACUCUCGACAUCGAAAUCAUUCGGCAAGCGUCGAUGCGGGUCGGCAAUGCACCAUUGAACCCUCCGACCACCCUGACGUCUUUCAUUCACCGCACGAGGCUCAAGCUGAUCGAGUCGGAGAUCCAGCAUGUCAUUUACAGAGUCGAUCGUCCUAACAAAGUGCCGGACACCACGAUCAACAUGUUCAUCGACCGGCUCAGCGCUUGGCAAGAUGCGAUCCCCUACGACGCCAGGAAUUACGUCCACCGCCAAGACGUAGCUUAUGACGGCCUCGAGUUCUACACAAUUCAUUAUCAUCGCUGUGUCCGGUUCUUGCUAUUCCCGCAAUUAGCAGAGAUUCCCCUUAACAUGCGGUACUUGCGGCUCUGCUCGGAUGCUUCUGCAGGCAUCAUCACCGACUAUCGAAGAUUGCAUACCGUCUUUCCUGUUGGCUUCUCAGCAUUGUCGAUCCAGUCCGUUUUCUUGGCCGGUCUAACCCUGAUAUAUUGUGCCUGGCUGGCCCCGGUCAAUUUCCUGAGCGUUGAGGGUCCGUUGACAGACUGUCAGUUGCUCCUAUACAUAGUCACGGAGCGUUAUCCUUCUGCCCGGAAGUAUCGUGACGUCUUUGAGCGGAUUAGGUCAUCUAUUCUUAGUAUGAUUGCGCAAGGCAAGCACCAGCCUCGGAACCCUGUCCGUAUCGAACCCAACAUUCAGGACGAUUUUCCGACCCCACCAGCUCAAUGGGGUAAUGGCGCGGGCGACGAAUACAAUUACAUGAUCACGACUAUGACUGGAAAUGCGGCGACGUCUCAGUUCGAUCUGGGCAUAGAUCCAGCAACAAUCGACUUGGUCGGCCGACAUGCGGGUCAAUCUGUCACAGGCAUGGGUCAGUUUCAGACUGCCUGGCCGGGAAUGACGUCCCAAGGCAUGUCCCAAGGCAUGUCUCAAGACAUGCCCCAGGAUAUGCCCCAAGACAUGAAUGACAUGGGUGCCAUGGGCGGUAUGUUCCGAUAA